Messenger RNA from Penaeus chinensis, 1422 nucleotides. Its product is annotated as aldo-keto reductase family 1 member B1-like. Bases 22 to 1167 code for a protein of 381 amino acids. The record is from RefSeq and is a predicted model, not a curated record. Gene Ontology annotation, cellular component: cytosol. The transcript is spliced from 10 exons. Gene Ontology annotation, molecular function: aldose reductase (NADPH) activity. Lineage: Eukaryota; Metazoa; Arthropoda; Malacostraca; Decapoda; Penaeidae.
GAUUGGAGCAGCUAAGUUCGCAUGUUUCCUCUCUCUUCCUACGUGCAAUGCAGACGGAGAACGACUAUUUUCGAAGCUGAACUUAAUCAAAAGAAAAGAGAAAAAAAAAUUAAAUUUAGAGAACGGCGGAAGCCUGACACGGAAGCACGCACCCCUGCCCGGAAACAAAAUAACACUCUUCUCUUCGGUGAACUGUAUAUCAGGGCUUUUGUGAUGGCAGAUCUAAACCCAACGCUUACUUUUAACAAUGGAUACAAAGUUCCAAUUUUUGGCCUUGGUACUUGGAAGUCAAAACCUGGAGAAGUAAUGCAGGCUGCUAAGGAUGCAAUUUCUUCUGGGUAUCGCCAUCUUGACUGUGCCCUUAUUUAUGGCAAUGAACCUGAAGUUGGAGAAGCUAUUAAAGCAAAGAUUGCUGAUGGCACUGUAAAACGUGAAGAUUUAUUCAUCACAAGCAAGCUAUGGAAUACAUAUCAUGGAAAGAGCCUUGUCAUUCCAACCCUGAAGGAAUCCCUAACCAACCUUGGACUUGAUUAUUUGGACUUGUACCUCAUUCACUGGCCUAUGGGAUACAAGGAGGGUGGAGAGAAGUUCCCUACUGAUGAAAAUGGGAAAACCUUGUAUAGUGAUGUGGAUUACAUUGAGACCUGGCCAGCUAUGGAAGAGGCAGUGGAAGCAGGUCUUGUCAGGUCCAUUGGAGUUUCCAACUUUAGCAAGGAUCAAAUUGAACGUAUUCUACAGAUUGCCAAAAUAGUUCCUGCCAACAACCAGGUUGAGUGCCACCCCUACUUAAAUCAAAAGAAGCUUAUUGAUUACUGUAAAAGUAAAGGAAUAACUGUCACUGCCUACAGCCCACUAGGAUCUCCAGACAGACCCUGGGCCAAGCCUGAUGAUCCUUUGUUAAUGGAUGACCCCAGGAUAGUUGGAUUAGCUGAAAAGUACAACAAGACACCUGCUCAAAUUCUCAUUCGCUAUCAGAUUCAACGUGACGUGAUUGUUAUUCCCAAGUCAGUUACAAAAUCACGCAUUGAGGAAAAUAUCCAGGUUUUUGACUUUGCUCUGUCAGAUGAUGAUAUGAAGACUAUUGAUGGCUUUGACUGCAAUGGGCGUUUCCUUCAUCUCACUUGGGUAAAGGACCACCCCCACUGGCCAUUCAACACUGAAUUUUAAGCAAAUAUGUUGAAAGGAAAAUAAUCACCAUUUUGGAAGGAGAUUUUUAUUUUUACUGAUUGUAAAUAAAAGCUUAGGGUUAUUAUAGUUUUUUGUCAACAUUUUCUAAGAAUUGCUUUUAAAGGACAGAGUUUUGAGAGGAAAGAUUUAUUAACUGAUUGUGAAUGAAAGCUUAUGAUUAUUAUACAUUUUCUUUUUGAGUUUUGGCCUUUCAACAUUGUAUUUGUGUUAAGAGAAAAUAAACACCAGAUUGGA